CGGGGAGAGCCACUGUGUUGAGCUCUCGUACGAGGCUGCACUUUCCAACACAACUCUGAUCACAAGCUGGCAGUCGGGGGAAGAGUGAAUGUUUGCAGAGCAGCGCUGGUAUAAACAAAUCGCCGGAGCUCAGCCAAAGGAAGAAUUCAAACAGGAACCUGUUCAGAAGGGUGGUGCGAAGCAGCGAAGAGACAGACUUUAAGUUGCAGUGAAACCAGCAGAGCGGCGAGGGACAGCCAAACGUCACACAACUCGGUGGAUCUUGACUCUCACUUGGAAAGAUGUGUGUGUGUAUGUGUAGUUGCCUGCACUGUGCAAAGCGAUGAGCCGCAGGUCCUGGGGACUGCGAGUGUAAAGGUUUGGUUUAACGACCAGAGAAGUUAAUUUGUUUUAUGUGGAGGGACGAGACGUUGAGCAUCAAAUAGGGAAACAGUGCGAACGCAGCAACUUCCUCUCUUAUUUAGUGCCUGCGUGCAAGAAGGGUUUUAUUUUUGCUUUUCAGUCUGUGGUCUUUGAGCAGCACUGAUGCAUUUUGCAAACAGUGCAUUGAUGUCUCUCAGUUCAUGAAGGUAUAUAUAUAUAUAUAUAUACAUGUAAGUGUGUGUGUCAUCUGAUUUCGGAAGCUUGGAGAGACGCUGUUCACUUUAAUGGUUCUGUUGGAUUCCAACUCAAGCAAACGAAAGGAAGGAAAAUCCAGGGAAGGGACUGACUAAGGUUGCUUUAUCUGCUUGAGAGUAAUCUGGGCAUUUUGCAAUGCUGUUGUGGGCUCCUGCGGUUUGCAUAGUGUCUCUGGCUGUGCUCGGUCUGUUUGCGAGAUUGUAUUUCGGUCAAUAUUUCAAAGACCGAUUCGACUGGAACGGUCGAUGCCACCGGGACCAUGGCGGCAAUGACGCCCCGAAGCUGAUCUGCAAACCUUCGGCCUUGGCCAAAUACCUGCUCAAGACCUGCCUGACUGUCAGCGCGGGAUCGCAAGCCCGGUGGAUCUGGAGGAAGUUUCCUCACCUGCAAACGGUCUGGAAUGGAAUCUGGCCCCUGGGUUCGGCGGUGCAGUUUACCCGGGAUUACCUGCAGUUGUCGGACGAGGGUGUGGUGGCGCUGGACUGGGCAGUACCAGCCGCCGGCGGCAGGAGAAGAGCCUCCAGCAACUCGCCAGCACCCAUCGUCCUCGUCAUUCCUAAUUCCUUCGGCAAGAUCACCAGGAAUGUAAUCAAGCUUUGUGCCUCAGCCCUGGAUUGUGGUUAUCGCCCAGUAAUAUUUAAUAGAAGAUGCCAGAAUGGGUGCCUUUUAACUACACUGAAGCUGCAGCAGUUUGGUGAUCCAUCUGAUCUGAGAGAAGCAGUCAGAUACAUUCGAUACAAACAUCCAAAUGCCAGGCUGUUUACUGUAAGUGAGAGCACCGGAGCUGGGCUGUUACUCUCCUAUCUUGGCGAGUGUGGAUCCUCCAGCUAUGUCACAUCCGCUGCCUGCAUCUCACCCAUCUUCAGAUGCCAGGAAUGGUUUGAGACAGGACCUCCCUGGCUUUAUCAUUGGUUUUUGCUCCUUUAUCAAAAAACAUGGCUGAGCAGGUAUACUACAGUGCUGGGAGAGAUCAUUGACAUGGAUAAGUUGUUUGCCACUCAGACUUUGAAGGAAUUUGAAGAGGUGCUCUUCUGUCAAACAAAGAAGAGCAACUUGUGCUGGGACACGUACUGGGAGAAGAAUGAUCCUUUACGGGAUGUAGAUGAGGUUGCAGUGCCGGUGCUGUGUAUUUGCAGCCAGGAUGACCCCUGCCGAGGGGACCCAGACACAACCCUGCCAUUUGAGCUCUUUGAAACCAACCCACAUUUUUUUCUACUGUUGACCAAACAUGGUGGCCAUUGUGGCUUCUUGAAGAGUAGGUCCUCUGUAUGGAGCCAUGAGGUAUUACUGGAGUAUUUUAAAUCUGUCAGUGAAUUCUUUGCGACAGAGGAAAGAACAAAAAGUUUUUCAAAAAGAAGAUGUGCAGGGGCUGUAAACUCCAUGUCUUAUACAUGUGGCAGAGGCAACAGCUUCAAAGGAGACUCAUUUUGCUCUCACAAUAUUCAUGAAAUUUUCAGCUGGCAGAGGUCCUACACAAGGUGAUUAAAAGUUAGGACCUGUCAGGUAAUGAUCUUGCUGACUUUAAAGUUCAAAUUAAUGCAGCUCUUUUUUAUGUGGACCAUAAAAUGACAUUCCAUUAGCAUGGACAUGAAAACAGCAAUUUUAACCAUUGUUGAGGUUUAAACUUUUUACCUGGCAACUUAAUUUCUAGGCAGCUAGGAAAAGAAGAAUGCACCCAUUCUUUUUGAUUGUUAGUGGAAAUGCUCUACAAAAUUUCAAUAUUUUAAGCUACAAUGUGAUUUAUAUAACUAGGCUAGACUGAUUGUAAGCUAUAGAACUUGUCAAUAUGUUUGUGAGUCUUAUCCAUAGUUUAAGAUUUCCUCCAAGAACAGGAUACAGUUUGCUAUAGCAACAGUUCAUUGUAAUUAACUUUGACUUUUAUAUUCCAUCCCAGGGUGGAAACACUGGUUGACAAUUAACCUAUUACCCUUCAAUGAAACAUUAAACAAGACUGCCAAAACCUAAGGGACAAGUUAGCCUUAGCUUUUAUAUUACCUGCAAUCUAUUUAUUAAAAUAAAAGUACCCAUGGGUUACUAAUCAUUACUUUGCGGUUUAAUAUGGUUGGAACAAAAUCUAUGUUUUCAGUGAUCUAAUUUUGAGAUUUAACAAAUUUAUCAGUAAGUUUAAGGCAAUGAUAUUGUUCUAUUAAAUAAAGAAGGGGAUAUUUAAAGGAUAAAUAUGUUUACUUGUUAAAAACAAUACAUAAGUUUGUACAUUUCAUGUGUUUUUGAAAAAAAAUAGAGCUAUCUUGUUUCAUACAUUUUGUGGUUUUUCAACUCUUUAUUGUAUCUGUUCAAUGUGCUUAAACAUUAAUCUGUUUCUUGACACAAAAUGCUCCCAUUU
Molecule: messenger RNA, 2962 nt
Organism: Pristis pectinata (smalltooth sawfish)
Lineage: Eukaryota; Metazoa; Chordata; Chondrichthyes; Rhinopristiformes; Pristidae
Product: protein ABHD15-like
Exons: 3
Coding region: 754-2100 (448 amino acids)
Molecular function (GO): monoacylglycerol lipase activity; short-chain carboxylesterase activity
Source: RefSeq, a predicted model, not a curated record